AUGCAAAUGGCACUCGUGUGGACGCACACUUGGAAUCUGGGCUGCAAACCAUCUCCAGCAAGUGUGAAGGAGGAGCUCCGUGUCAUUGAUAUGACUCGCCACUGCAUCGAGAAAGCAGAGCAAAAAGAUCAUUUAGAUUUUGCAGUUAACUGCCAUUCCACGCCGCUCAGUCACUAAUAGCUCUUUUAUUCUUCGGCCUCUUUACCGCUACAGUGUCCGUCACUGUCUGACGCUUGAAGUUUUACUUUGUGAGUCGUUCCCCCACGCCAACGCCACUCCUCUACUGGACAUCAGAGAAUAACCUCAGAGAUUAGUCCGCAAGCGUCCGCCCGAAAUGUUCACACCCAUGGAUUCAUUAUUAGGCACUGCUUGAUGUAGAGAGCUCCUCUUGUGAGCGUCUGCUUUGAUUUGUUAUCGAGACAAGCGAAGAAAGGUGCCGUCUUGGGCUCUUCCUUGGCUUCGAUCGACAAGAGAGGAGAGGAGUCACCUUCGCGUGCUUCUUCUCUGGUUUUUUAUCGGGACGAGCGGAGAAAGGUGCUGUCUUUAUGGCUCCACGGUGAGAUAAGGGAAGAAAAGAGCCACCUUGGGCUCUUCCGUGGCCUCUGUUGUAGUUUCCGAUAGAGAAGAGAGAAGAAAGGAGUCAGCUUUGGUGUCUUGGGAGUUAUGUCCGGCGAGGCGGAGAAUUGUGGCUCCGUUCUUUUCCUGGGGCUGCCGGACGACGUACUGGCGCUCAUCUCCGCCCGCCUCCGCCCCCGCGACCUCUGCGCGCUCGGCCUAUGCUGCCGUGGCCUCCACGUCGCCGUCGCGGCCUCCGAGAAGGCCUGGCUCGCGCAGUGCCUUCGCCUCGGCCCCCCGCCCCACCUCCUUCCCCGGUGGCGCAGGGGCGUCCGCUCCUACGGCGCCCUCUGCCGCUUCCUCGCAGCCGUUGCGCCGCUCCUCGGCAUAUGGGUGCACCAGAAUCCGGAGCUCGGCAACGUCGUCUGCGUCGUGUGGGGCUUCCUCUCCGUCGUCGGCGUCCGCGUCAUCCCCCAGGAGCUCGGGUAUCUGGGCCUAGACGCCGGGCCUCUCCUCUGGGCGCCGGUUUUCGAGAUCCUCGCCGACGCCAAUGGCUCGCCCUCUCGCUUCUUCCUCCAUGGCCGAGACUGCGGCGAGGACUGCCUCCACCCGGGCUCCGUUCGAUCCAUCGACUCCUCUUGCAACGUCCUCUUCCUGGAGGCCGAUUCCCGUCCCCAAGAUUCCGCCUUUCCUCCAAGACCGCUCCAUUUGCCCCCCGCCCGGAGCUUCUCUUCCGUUUCUGGAUCGAAGGAUCCAGAUUUGGCAAGAAAAUAUUCCCGGUCCCGCACCACUGUCGCCUCCCGUUCCUCGGUCGCGCCGCCUCCGCCUUCUUCUUCCCCAUCCUUCACCCGAUUGCCGUUCAGCGACCGCCGCCGGCUUCUAGAACUGGUGGCGGCCAGAAUCCGCCUCAAGGUCCCCCGGGAUCUGGCCGCUGCUCCUCUCUUUGAACGUUCUUCCUUCUGCGAUGAUGCCAAUCUCUUGGCUAAUCGAAGGUUGGAGCUCAUCGAAAUGCUCAAACUUAGCGGAGGGUGGAUCGAUCGGAUGGCGGCAGAGUUAGCAUUGAGCUUGACGGAGCAUCGGAACGCUGCAAGCAGCAACGCCGUCGACCACCGGACGAGAACUGCCACUGACAAAAGAAGAGCCUUCUCCUCCGUGGCCGGGUACUUGAAACAAUUCAUGGGCAGGUCUACCUCUCCUAACGUUCCCUGUUCGAUUUCAAGAAACGGGAAUCCUGUGGGCGGCGGCAAGAACAAGCACGCGCAGCUCCACGAGUUCUUGAGGUCAGGCGACGUGAUCGGGCUGAGCUUAAGAGCAACCCACAUGAGGGUAACCACGUACAGGGCGUGGCCAAACAUGCACGACAGCAGGUUUGCGCUGUACAAGCUCCCAUUGCAGGCCCCAAUGGCGUGCCAGGAGCACGCAGGCCUGUGGGGCGGCACCUUUGGCUGGCCACCGGGACAGCCCUCCGAGGGCAAAUCAGGGAAGGCCUUGUUCUUCUUGUUGCUUUCUUAUGAGGAGGUCAACGGCCACCCCCUUCUCAUUGCCACCAAGAUACUGGAAGGAACCCACUAUGUCCUCCAUCCCAAUGGCUCCGCAAUGUUCAUUGUGAAAAUGGAUGAGACCACAUCAGAGCCAUUCCCAUGGGAGACCGACGGUGAAUCUCUUCAGGUGGAAGUGAAAGCUAGUCACUCAGGGGAGGGGAUCGCGAAUGGUUACGGUUUCCGAUACCCAGGAUCCAAGCCUGGCUCACUGUUUGUGUUACAGAAUGGACUGUUGGCAUUUGUGUGGAAGGAGUCCCAGUCCAUCUUGACCUUGCAGAGGGUGGACUUGCAGGAGCUGCUAAAGAAAGGAGAAAGAGUGCCGGUGCUGCCACCAAUCGCAAACUUUGUCUAUCUUACAAAGUCUUACUCUAACGUUUUCACAGGCUUCCCUAUCAACUCAGAAAAAAAAAUAAAACAUGCUACUGGAUGACUGGACUUUUUUUGGAGAAGAAAGCACCGGAGAUAGCUGUUCGAUAAAUUUUUCAUGAAAUCUUUGUGUGAUAAACCAUGUAAAAUCCAAAAGUUUAUAUGAGAUAUCAUCCUGUGUUACACAAGUGAAAUCCUUGAAAGCGAAAGACUUGUGAGUAUUCUCAAGAAUUAAUCAGUAUAUGGAUGAUGGACAUUGUUCUGAGUAUUAUGAGGCCUGAAAGAGUCAAAGUGGCAUGUGGCGGAAAUAGCUUGGUAUGCUUGUGACAGAACGACAAGUCAUGGACACUUUGGAAGAUGUGGGAAUUAAAUAGGCAGAAGUUGAGAACGACGGCAAACAAAAUGAGGCAUAAGAAGAGGCCUAAAUGGAAAUCUGUAAAUUUCCUUGUGAAAGCAAGUCUACUUAACAAUUUCAGCAUAGGAUGCUGUCAUCGGUAUAUAUAGAUGAUACCGCUGAUACCUGUUUUAGAAUUAUGAUGAUGCUUGAAAGAGUCUAACUACCAUGUUGUGAGAUUAGCUUGUUAUCCUUGUGGAAGGAUAGUCUGAUGAAAUUCUAAAGAUGCAGUAUCGAUGAGAAAAAUGACAAAGAAAGUAGUAUUGUUUGAAACCUAAGAAGCAGCCUCACAGCUUGAAGUGUCUGCACUCUUUAUUGAUCUGUUUGUAAAAGUUACACUUAACAGUUCGAUACUUCUUUGAGAUGACUUAGUGCGAGCAUCUGGUGACGCCGGGAGAAUCUCAUGGUACAACAAGUGGGGAAGCUGGUAAUAUUUGCACAUGAAUAAUAUUUCAUACACAUGAGAAGCAACAAGUAGAAGGAGAAACAUAUUAUGAGAAGAAUUCUGUACUCUCUGAAAGAGAAUUUCCAACGUGAACUCCAAUAACUAAUCCAGCAAGACCUCCAGGUUUGGACAAUAGAAGACGUAAGAGCUUUGGAUCAAAACUUCGGAGUUAUGAGGGUCAAUUAAUAGCUAGUGUGAUCAGGUAGAAAUAUCGUACUAGGAGUCCAGAAAUUAGAUUGAAACUUCUUGUAAAGAGUUAUAACUGUGAGAAGUAACAUAGCUUGUUUUUCUGUUGUGGGUUUAGGUGAAUAUUCGUAUUGAUGUUAUUGUCCUAAUUGUCAUGGAACU
Molecule: messenger RNA, 3649 nt
Organism: Musa acuminata AAA Group (dessert banana)
Lineage: Eukaryota; Viridiplantae; Streptophyta; Magnoliopsida; Zingiberales; Musaceae
Product: F-box protein At5g39450-like
Exons: 2
Coding region: 664-2526 (620 amino acids)
Molecular function (GO): protein binding
Source: RefSeq, a predicted model, not a curated record